AUGACUAUUGCUGCAUAUGCGUAUGAAGCUGACAGAGCUAAACGUUUAUAUUUUGGUCAAUACUCUCUCACACUUACUGACAAAUAUAUUGUUAUUUCUGAUGGAAAUACCGAGAAAUACAUAACAUGGAAGGACUAUGAAAAGUUUGACCCUAUUUUAACUCCAUGUACAAUGCCAUUCAUUGUAAAUGGUGAAAUCGUCAUGAAGAACGACACAACAGUAUAUAAGUCUGUAUAUGAAGCAUUAGAAUAUAUGUUGAAUUAUAAUCCCGAAAUAUUUGACCCAAGCACUACACCAUGUACAAUGCCUUUUAUUAAGGAUGGUGAAAUCGUAAGAGUUCCGGAUUCAACGGUUUAUACUGCUGUUCAAAACAGUUUACAAAACAUUUUAGCGAAUAUCUUUAAUUCAGAAACUACAGAAAUAAAAUUACCAUAUAUAACAGAUGCUAAAGAAAUUAAAUCAAAAACGACAACAUUAUUUACGUCACUUAAUGAUUUAAUGACUUAUAUCAUUAAUAUUCCUGCACCAACUACAGCAUUUGAUCCAAACUCGACGGUUUGCAGUGUACCUUUCAUAAAGGACAGUUCAGUAAUUGUUUUAAGGGAUUCAACAGUUAAUGAAUCAUUAAAGGCUUCAUUAAUGAAAAUCAUUGAUUUUAACUCAUUCACGAAUACAUAUAAUUCAUUCAUUAAUGUUUCAUAUGCUUCUAAAGAAGGUGAGCCAAAAACUAUCGAUAAAGCGGUGUAUGAAAUAAAAGCAUCAACGACGAAAUUGAAUUCGUUAACUUUUGACGGUGAUAGUUUCGUUAAUGACAUAACAUCGGGGAAAACAAUUUUAACGAAAGAAUAUUUAAAAUCUCAUGUUAGUGAGUUCGUUGAAAUUGAAAAAGAAGGUGGAAUUAAGUUCGAUCCACUGAAUUUCAUUUUCAGCUUAGCGAAUGCGGGUGUUAGUUUCGCUGAAUGGACAACUAUACAGAGUGAAAUAAAUGCAAUAUGGACGUUUUUGGGGUCAAAAGCGGGAAUGGGUGAGCUUGUAAAUGCUGCAAGAACAUUAGGUGAAACAGGAAAUUUUGUAGAUGGUUUUAAAAGACUUGUUUCAAAUGUUUUAACAAACACAAAG
Messenger RNA from Trichomonas vaginalis G3, 1119 nucleotides. Its product is annotated as organellar and viral DNA polymerase type B. NCBI's taxonomy places the organism in Eukaryota, Parabasalia, Trichomonadida, Trichomonadidae. The record is from RefSeq and is a predicted model, not a curated record. The transcript has a single exon. The annotation marks the transcript as partial.